GUUCUUUGACAAAGUAGCAGAGAAAAACAAGGUGGACCGCAGUGCAGGAAACGAGACUCCGAGGUUCUGUCUUGACCAAAGGGAGGAAAAGUUGGACCGAAGGGCAGGUGGACGAGGAGACGAGACGCCGAGGUUCCAUCUGGAAAAGCUGGAAAGCGUGCUCAGUGAGGAUUCGGAGGAGGGUAAGCUGCAAAAUGCACCACCACAGGACGAGAGUAACGCACUCAUCGGUCCGGUUCUCCAAGUAGUUCAGCCGGUUGUCGCCGCGAUGAACAAUAUUGCAGCUGGUGUUUUCCUCGACGAGGGUAAGGGUUUGAAGCAAAGAGAAUCUUCUACUUCGCUCGAAGUGGAACCGGCCCGACGCAACCUUUUUCCUCCAGCAGCGCGAAAAUCGGGCUCCGCACUCAAUGAAGAUGAAGCGACGUCUAUCCUAUGUAAAAACGUACCCACACCAGAGUUGUCAUGCAGAUUUGCAAGCACAAGAGCAUUUGUAAUGCGCAUCCCCAUGAGAGACAUUGCCCAUCGUGUUUUGGAACUUGUAAUGCUGUAAACAGGAUAAGGAGACGGAUUUGUUAUGCGGCGUCCCUUGCUAAGCUGCACUACACUACAGUCUGCAACUUGUCAUGCGAGACUCCCAAAAGGUCUAGGUUUGUGUUGCAAAAUCCCCAUCUUGACUAUGGUGUGGGGACGUUUUUACAAAUGAUAACGUCAGAGAAUCUUCAAAGUGGAGCAAAUAAAAUGUCAGGUGCAGGAGCUCUAGCACAACGUCCAGAAACUAGUCUGGAACAUCAAACCACAGCAAAGCCCCGGCCCCUACUGCCGAAGAAGAAGAUGCUACAGCUCCCUCCAGUGGUAAACAAAACCUUCUUUGACGAUGUCUGCGCGGCUCCAC
This is a messenger RNA of Amoebophrya sp. A120, 892 nucleotides long. Lineage: Eukaryota; Dinophyceae; Syndiniales; Amoebophryaceae. The record is from the annotation of a GenBank genome assembly.